Molecule: messenger RNA, 1227 nt
Organism: Sinocyclocheilus anshuiensis
Lineage: Eukaryota; Metazoa; Chordata; Actinopteri; Cypriniformes; Cyprinidae
Product: translation initiation factor IF-3, mitochondrial-like
Exons: 3
Biological process (GO): mitochondrial translational initiation; ribosome disassembly
Cellular component (GO): mitochondrion
Molecular function (GO): ribosome binding; translation initiation factor activity
Source: RefSeq, a predicted model, not a curated record
GAGGGGGGGGGGGGCACCAAUGUGACAGAUCUCCAGAAGGAGACUAAAAAGCUGAAACCGAAAGCACCGGUCACUUUGGGCAGCGUGGGUAGGAAGAUCGGCCCUCGGCAUAUCCAGUUAUUGGCCGAGGAUGGUGAGGAUUUGGGUACAAUGCAUCGUGCUACUGUGAUACGACUGAUGGACCAAACAGGCCCGAAGCUCGUUGCCAUAAAUGACAACUGUGAUCCUCCAUUAUACAGACUGAUGAAAGGGAAACAGAUCCACGAAGAGCAGAUGAAACUCAGAGACACACAGAAAGCCAAGAAAGGUCCUGUCCAAUCAAAGGAGCUCAAUUUCUCCUCCGAUAUCUCCCUUCAUGACCUGGACACUAAACUGCGGCAAGUUGUCAUCUGGCUGGAAAAAAACAACCAAGUCAGACUCACAGAGCACGAACUCACGGUGGCACAUCACUGGACAAAGUCUUAAUGCAAAUGGUGGAGAGGAUAUCAGUGGCUGUUGGCUUUGUAUCGAAACCGUCUGUGGUUCGUGGGGGUCGUGCUGCCAUGUGUGUCCUUCGGCUUGCUUCUGCUAAAGAACUGCAGAGAAAGGGAGCAGAGACUUCGAACAAGAAUUUAAAACCUGACUCGGAGACACCAGCAUAAAUGGCGUAAGACUCCAAAAAUGUUGCUUUAGAAAGCUUUAGGGUUCACUGGAAUAUGACUCAUGGACUCUACACUAAGAGGGGCUCUAAAAGGUGAACCACUGGAUUUGCAGGGUCGUUGAGCUCAGAAUAAAUGGAUUUUGUUUUGCUGACAACACUUUCUGAUUUAACGGGCUCUAAAUCAGAACUUAUUAAACUCUGGGAGGUUUCUGGGAAGUCUGGUUUUGGUAAUUUACAGCUUUCAGAGCUGAAAGAAGGCAAUGGACCAUUUAAUUGCAGAUUCAUAAUGGUUUCUGAUUGGCUAUUUUGUGGCACCGAAGAUUCAUCUGAAUUUGAAGUUUCUGUUAGACGUUUGUUUUUUGGUUUGUGGCCACUCAGACGGGACGCCAGGGAGUGCUUCGGAUGGGGUUUCAACUGAAAGAGACAAUAAGGGCAGUUAUUUUCAACUUAAAAACAUUUUAAAUACCUGUUGUACAACCUAAAGACUAAAAGUCCGUUUCAGCUGAUCAGUAAUAAAUACUGCAAGUAGUUACCCUGCUUCUUUUCAGGAUCAUGAACCACACCAUGGCGCAGUAAACUUUGCUGUA